AUGGAUUCCAACACAAUCUUCUUCUCUUCAAAAUUCCGAACCCCAAAUUUCCAACCUUCUUCUCCAUUGCUAUUUUCAACUAACCGCCUUCUAAUCAGUCGCCAAUUCCUUGGUUUCACUCACACUCUCAGGCCUCCCGGUGGUGCUUCUCUCAGAAAGAAACACAGGAACUUGGGGCUUCUAUGCCUCCAAUCUCCUGCCUUUGCCGUCAGAGCUUCUAUCGACUCCGAUUUGAUUCUCGUUGUCAUUGGUGUCACCUCAGUAUCUGCUUUAUCUCUUGCUUGCUACAAUCAGUUUUUUAGAAAGAGUGAGACUUCAAAAGAGGUAUCUGGUUCCUCACUUUCUGCUUUACCUUCACAAAUAGAAGUAAAAGAUGUGGACAUCCAAACUGCUGACAGUCAGAUUUUGGACAUUAGUGAUUUUCAAAGGGAGACCUUUGAAAAAGAAAAGGAUGGUUUAACCGAGAAAAUGAGGGAAGUGACCGAUGUUUCUGAAAGUAAAGAGGUGCUUUCACAGUUUCAUGAAAUUACGGUGGUGAAUGAUGAUUCUCUGUUGGCUAAAGCAUCAGAGUCAAAUGGUGCUGAUUGUUUUACAUUUAAUGCUAAUGGUUCUGAUGUUUCUGAAGAAUCUGGAACUACUGUUCUACCUCUUCCACCUACUGUGCUGCUUGAAUCAGGAGUAGUGCAGCCGCUUAUGUUUGCAACAGAAAUGUCAGAACUUCAUUUGGAAGAAAUUGAACGUGUAAAUGAAUUUAAAGCUGAUCUCCCUAGACUAGCUUUAGAGCCUACGUCUAGUGCUUCUUCAGUUUUUCUAGAAGAUGCUGAUGUCCUUGUUGCAGAAGGUGAAGUUACUAGACACUAUGACACAUACAAAGAAUCUGUCAGAGAAGAGCUUCACACCUUUUAUGAGGCUGAACAGUUGGUGACAAAAUCUUCAGCAAACUUGAAUUCUCUGACUCUGAAACCAGUAUCUUCUCAUGUGUUCUCUCCAAAUAGCAAUGGUUUUUCUUCACUGAAGCGGAAUAGUGAACUAAACAGGGCUCAGUUAUCUGUGAAGAACUCUCUCCAAACUGCAGAUAUGGUUGAAGGAAAAGUAACUCAGGCAUAUUCCAACAGAGGCUUUUCUCACAAAAGAAAAGUCUUUGGAAGGGGUAGAAAAUCUCCAAGAGACAAGGAGAAAAGGCACUUGAUUCAGGAAAAGGAUACAAAGUUGCCCCAGUUCCCCUUCCCAAAUGGGAAGCUUGCUAAUAACAAGUGCCAUCCUGAAGAGCAUUUCAGUUCUUAUAAUCAUUUACUAAGUCAUGGAAGGUUAAGUGACUGUGUAGAUUUGCUUGAAGAUAUGGAACAAAAGGGUUUACUGGAUAUGAAUAAGGUUUAUCAUGCAAAGUUUUUCAAAAUCUGCAAUAGGCAAAAGGCUGUUAAGGAAGCUUUCCGCUUCACAAAGCUGAUUUCAAACCCAACCUUGAGUACAUUUAAUAUGCUGAUGUCUGUGUGUGCAAGUUCUAAAGAUUCAGAGGGAGCCUUUGAAGUUUUACGACUUGUCCAGGAAGCUGGGUUCAAAGCUGAUUGUAAACUUUACACUACAUUAAUAUCUACAUGUGCCAAAAGUGGAAAGGUUGACAUGAUGUUUGAGGUAUUUCAUGAGAUGGUUAAUUCUGGAGUGGAACCUAAUGUUAAUGCAUAUGGAGCACUGAUUGAUGGUUGUGCCAGAGCUGGGCAAGUGGCCAAGGCAUUUGGUGCUUAUGGAAUAAUGAGAUCUAAGAAUGUAAAGCCAGACCGAGUUAUAUUCAAUGCACUUAUCACUGCAUGUGGUCAAUCUGGAGCAGUGGAUCGUGCUUUUGAUGUGUUAGCAGAAAUGAUGGCUGAAACACAUCCUAUAGACCCUGAUCAUAUCACUGUUGGUGCAUUGAUAAAGGCAUGCUCAAAUUCCAGUCAGGUUGAUCGGGCACGGGAAGUAUACAAGAUGUUAGAUGAAUUUAAUAUCAGGGGCACCCCAGAAGUUUAUACAAUUGCUGUUAAUUGUUGCAGCCAGACUGGUGAUUGGGAGUUUGCAUGCAGAGUCUAUAGUGACAUGAAAAGGAAAGGUGUGGCUCCUGAUGAGGUGUUUAUCAGUGCAUUAAUAGAUUUUGCAGGGCAUGCUGGAAAGCUGGAUGCUGCUUUUGAAAUCCUACAGGAAGCAAAGAAUCAAGGGAUGAGUAUUGGAAUUGUGUCAUAUAGUUCAUUGAUGGGAGCCUGCAGCAAUGCUAGAAACUGGCAGAAGGCACUGCAGCUGUAUGAGAAUAUAAAGGCUGUUAAACUGAAUUUAACAGUUUCUACAGUUAAUGCUUUAAUUACUUCCUUGUGUGAAGCAGAUCAGCUGCCAAAGGCCAUGGAAGUUUUAUCAGAGAUGAAGGAGUUAGGAUUGUGUCCAAAUACCAUCACAUACUCCACACUUUUGGUGGCAAGUGAAAGAAAGGAUGAUCUUGAAGUAGGCCUAAUGCUCCUGUCUCAGGCAAGAAAAGAUGGGGUGGCACCUAACCUUAUUAUGUCUAGAUGCAUAAUUGGCAUGUGCUUGCGAAGAUUUGGGAAGGCUUGUAUAGUUGGUGAGCCUGUUUUGUCUUUCAAUUCAGGACGACCACAUAUUGAAAACAAAUGGACGUCAAUUGCCCUGGCAGUCUAUCGUGAAACUAUUGUUACUGGUACAGUACCUUGCAUGGAAGUUGUUUCACAAAUUUUAGGAUGUUUGCAACUCCCUCGUGAUGAUUCUUUGAGAAGUAGACUCAUUGAGAACCUGGAAGUUAGUGCUGAUUCAUCAAGAUUUGCUAGCCUCAGUUCAUUGAUAGAUGGAUUUGGCGAAUAUGAUCCACGUGCUUUUUCGUUACUUGAGGAGGCUGCUUCUUUUGGGAUUGUUCAAUGUGUAUCCUUCAAAGAAAGUCCUAUUGUUAUAGAUGCAAGAGAGUUGCAAAUUAAUACAGCAGAGGUUUACCUCUUAACUAUAUUGAAAAGUCUCAAGCAUCGGCUUGCUGCAGGUGCAAAAUUGCCCAGUAUAUCCGUCUUGCUGCCCUUGGAGAAGGCACAAAUCUUGACUUCUGAAGGGGAGAAAUCAAUUAAUCUUGCGGGAAGGAUUGGCCAGGCAAUUACAGCAUUAUUGAGGAGGCUUGGACUACCAUACCAAGGGAAUGAAUCCAAUGGAAAAAUCAGAAUCAAUGGCCUUGCGUUACAAAGAUGGUUUCGACCAAAGCUGGCUUCUCCUUUCACUGGAAAACCAGGAGAGUGGAAUGCCUCCCAAAUGCGGUUAGGAAAAGGAAUCUCCCAUCAGCAACGCAGCAUUCGAACUGGCAAUCUGUCCUUGGAUUAAGGGUAGAAUCUUCAGAAUUGGCAACAUGGAAACAACUUGGAAGAAUUACUUGUGUUUCCUCAAACAUAAGCUGAUCCUCUUUAGAAAUUUAAUCAAUGACUUCCACCUUCAUGCUCCUGAUCACCAUGCUCUGGUUGCUAUCUUUGAAUCCAAUAAAAAUUGCAAAAGAAAAGUCAGAAUCUCCCUUCUAAUGAGUAGAUCGAGGAGUUGUUGAUGGGAAGAUAAACAGAAUCUGAUCUAAUGGUCAUUUUGUGUAAAGAGGGUGAUGGGUGGGAAGGGAUUUCAAAAUCCUUCAUUUUGUGAAGCAUUCCAAAUGACUGGGUGAUUAAUGCAUCAGAUGCUUAUGAGUCAACCGUCUACGUCCAUGCAGAUUCAGGGACGGACAUAGAAUCAGUUGUCAAGUAUAAUAAGAAUCUGUACGAGGGUUGUUACAUCAAGUUAUGCAAGGCCUAGUAUACCAUUUGUGAAAUAUUCUACAUAUGAAGGCAAAAAGAACAAAGAGAUAAGUGCAUGAUAAUAAAAAAAUUGAGUUUUUUCCAAUUGAGUAAUCAAAGUGAUGUAACCGUGAAUAGCUGAUUCAACUUCCCAGCUUUUCCCAUUAUCAAGAAUUAUUAACUGGUCACGAAUAGUGUGGAUUUCCGUAACUUCCAACCAAAAAUCUAGCUCAAGACCCUGAUUGUUGUUGAGAACAGA
Durio zibethinus is the source of this 4029-nucleotide messenger RNA. RefSeq names its product pentatricopeptide repeat-containing protein MRL1, chloroplastic-like. The record is from RefSeq and is a predicted model, not a curated record. Gene Ontology annotation, molecular function: protein binding. Lineage: Eukaryota; Viridiplantae; Streptophyta; Magnoliopsida; Malvales; Malvaceae.